UUAUUCUGUGGUUUUAUUAGGGGUUAUAUUUUUGAUAAUGGAAAACGUCAAACCUAAGUUUCUUUUUAUUCGCAACGAUGAGUACUGAAAAUAAAGUUAGAGUUUUUCAGUGAUGUAGGCGAAAAGGAAUAAUGUACUUGUGAUGCUGCAGUUUAAGUAUGAUCCGGUAAUUGUUUAAUGUGUUGCGGGUCAAGUUUCUAUUCUUAACCUCAAAAUUAUGUUUUGUUAUAAUUAAAAAUAAGAACUAAUUAUAUUAUGGAUUCUCUUAUUGUGGAAGAUUCUGAUGAAUCUUCAUUAGAUAUUCACGAGCUAAAUGAUAUCGAAUAUGAUAUACCUCCUUCUGCACCCCUUUCCUUAGAGAGCAUUUUAUGGGAAUUAGAAUCUGAAGAAGGCAGUGAUACAACUUCUUUACAUUCAGUUCAAAGUUCCUCACAUUUCCAAAAGUUUAAGUCUUUACUGUAUCAUGGAAUUUUACAAGGGAUAUCUGCUCAGCUUGUGUCAGCUAAGGAAAAGGUUGGUGCUGGAUCACCGACAGUAAUAAGCAAUAGCAGUAAAACAGUUGCAGUAGGCACAUCACAUGGAUAUCUUCUAGCUUUUGAUUCAGAUCAGAAAUUAUGUUGGUGUUGCCAUGAUUCUCAAACAGUCGACCAAGGGGCAAUAUCAUCCUUAGCAUUUAAUGUAGAUUCAACAAGAAUAUUAGUCGGUUUUGAGAGAGGAUAUGUUUUUAUGGUAGAUUGUGGCACUGGAGACGUUAUUCGGCGUUUACCAGAUGCCCAUGCCCCACAAUCAGCAGUAUUGCAUUUGCGCUUUACAGUCAGCAAUAAUUUGGCCUUAUGUGGUGAUUCAGCUGGUUGUAUAUUUUCCUUAUCAUUCAGUAGGCGCCUUGGAAAACGAACGUGGAAUUCAAAAUGUUUAUUUUCUGGUGCACGAGGGGAAGUCUGUGUUUUUGAGCCUUUUGUGGAACCACUUGAUUUCCAUCCACUGGGACAGUUUGUCAUUGUUGCAAUUGCCACCCUUUCUAAGGUGAUAGUUAUAACAAUAAAGCCUCGUCUGAGAGUGCUAUUUACUCAAAUGUUACCCAGAAGCCCAACGUAUCUCCCACUUUUAGCGUGGCGUAUGGUACCAGUCGGUCGUACCAUGCAACCUGUUUUAGCGUGGGGACGUGGUACCGAAUUAAAUUAUACUCGUGUAGUAAUGUCGCCUGUAGAUUCGAGUAAGAUCAAUUUAUUCCCUUUACGCAGUGUUCAAGUGCCUUAUACACUUUGCGCCUUACACUGGUUUGGUACAAGACAUCUGGCGAUGUUAGAUACAACCGAAAAUCUUCAUCUUACGGAAGUUCGGACCCAACGGGAAAUUGAAAUUUUGGAAUUGGACAACGCAGGACUAGUUUAUGGUUCGGCGCAUUUUAAAGCGUUGGCCCUUGGGGGUGGUGUUAGCGAAGCAUUUGCGUUAGCUGGCGAGAGAGCGUGCUAUAAUAGCUUUUCUAGUCGUGGUGAUCAGCUUUUAAUACUAGGAACCAAAGAAGUCCACCUUGUAAAAUUACGAUCUUGGCCUGAAAGAUUGGCUUUUCUCAGCGAACAGGGCAGAUGGACGGAAGCGCUUAAUUUAGCCGCUGAAGAAGGCAAAUAUAAUAAGAAUAAUAACAUCGGUAAAUUACUAGAAAAAUAUUUAGUAAGUCUUAGCUGUUAUGGGAUCGAAAGGGAUAAUUUAACUGCUGCUGUCAAUUGCUGCGUGAAAUUGAACAAAAUUGAUCUUCUUUGUAAUGAUUUAUGGGAAGCAGUAGCUAAAGAGCCUUUCAUUUUGGAUUGGUUCUAUAUAUUAAUAACUGACCAUAUAGUAAAUGGUACCCUGUAUUUUCUUAAUCCCACCGUGGCACAAGCUUUGGUCAACUAUCACGAAGAAAAAAAUAACACCGAAACUCUCGAAAAUAUUUUAUUGGCCGUAGAUUUGAGUUGCUUGGACUUGCAUCAGGUAUUAAAGAUAUGUCGUACUAAAAAGCUGUACAAAGCGUGGAUACACAUCAAUACGAAAGUUUUGGAGGACUACGUAAGUCCGUUGACCGAAUUCCUCCAAGAUUUGACACCUGAUAAUCAUAAGUUAGGUAACGUAAUGCUUGUCUAUGUUUCAUCGUGUCUGACCGGACUAGGAUAUCCUCAUGGAAAAAUUCCCGAAAACAACGUUUCGAAAGUUAAGUACGACAUAGUAAGAUGUUUGGAAACAGUACAUUCUAUAACACCAACUGAAGGAGAAAAGUCGUACCCUUACUUACGAGUUCUUUUAAAAUACAAUACGAGAGAGUGGUUAAAUGUUGUUGAAUUAGCGUUUAGAGAACCGGAAUUUUUGGGAGAAAUGGGGCUGCUGCAGAGACAAAGACUGAUAAAGAUCAUGAUUGAAAUAGUUUCACCGCCUGAGUUUAAUAAAAGUCAGAAAGUACAAUUAGCUUGUUUUGUUUCAAGAUUAAUUGCAUCAGAUAAUUUGAAACUAGACAGAGAAAUUUUAAACGAAGUUUUAAAUUCGUUAAUGAAUACUUUAGAGAAAGAUUUAAGCGUCCGUGAUCAUUACGAUAGGCAGCAGGCGUGGAUCGAUCUUUUAGAAAGUAAUAAAAUUCCCGAUGAUUUCAAGGGACAACUGGAAAAAGCAUUGAACUGUAAUUGUCUCAGAGUUGCCGAAAUUCUAUAUGAGAGACAGAAAAAGUACGAAAAAAUUUUAGAAUGUUAUUUAAGAGAUAGUUACCGAAACGACGACGCUUUUAAUUACAUAUUAAAAUAUCACGAAGACAGCGAAAGGUGUAUACGUAAACAGUUCAUAGAUAAUUUCGCAGACCUGGUGAAGAUUGAUGCAAAGAAAUCGGCAGAAAUAGUUGUCGAACAUUUUACAGACAUUGUAGAAUAUUUAUGUCAGUUUUUGGAAUCGCGUGACACUGACUUAUUCUAUGUAUUCGUAAACGAAUUGGUUCUUUUAGACGUGAAGCUUCCACCGGAAGUAGCAAAAAAUUUUUUAGAAGUGCUCUGUCAAAGGGACAGCGAUUUUGUUGACGACUUUGUCAAGUUGAAAUUGUGUCCUACAGAAGUUGCCCUUGAAAUCACAAAAAAGUACGAAAAACAUUCUGCGACAGCUCUUUUGCUAGAGCAGUGUGGCAAUUAUAGGGAAGCUUUAGACCUUAUGUUACAACAAGGAAUGGCUAAUGCUGCUGUGCAGCUUUGUGUCCAUGGAGCGGAACAUUUAAGCCUGAACGAAGCCCAAGAACUUUGGUUGGCUCUACUCAAACAUCCCACCAGCUUGAAGUGCAUGAGCGUACGACAACUAUUACACUUUGCCGCCCCCCAUGUUCCCCCGACACAACUUUUGGAAUUAGUGCGAGACGUAUGCUUCGGGGAUGUUCGGGGAAUUUUGGGAGAAAUGCUAGCUGAUUGUCGACAUGAUUUGCAGAUGUUGCAGACCACUUUUAAACUCUUGAGUAAGGAUAUUCAUCAUGGAUUGGCAAAGUCGCUGUCAAUUAGUCGAAAACCUAUAGCAGUAAGUUCGGAUUUGUGUACAUUAUGUCGAAAAUCGUUAUAUUCGCAGAAAGAUACGGACUGUAUAGUGUGGCAAUGCGGGCAUUGUUUUCAUUCCAGUUGUGUGCCAACGUUAGAGGAAACGUUUCCUUGUCCCAAUUGUAGAUUGGUAGGUAAAUUAUUGAAAGACGAUAAAAAAAAAUCGUCAUCGAACAAUUUAAACAUUGCUUACGAAUGCAUUCAAGUAAGACCUGAUUUAGAAGGCCGAUUUUAGUUAUAUACAUAGCUGAUACGUUUCACGAUAGAUAUUUUUGAUCAUACAGCACUGAUUAUAAAUAAUAAUUAUUAAUAAAUAAGUAAA
Messenger RNA from Agrilus planipennis (emerald ash borer), 3855 nucleotides. RefSeq names its product vacuolar protein sorting-associated protein 8 homolog (gene Vps8). Gene Ontology annotation, cellular component: HOPS complex; late endosome. Gene Ontology annotation, molecular function: protein binding. The transcript is spliced from 9 exons. Gene Ontology annotation, biological process: protein targeting to vacuole; endosomal vesicle fusion. NCBI's taxonomy places the organism in Eukaryota, Metazoa, Arthropoda, Insecta, Coleoptera, Buprestidae. The coding region runs from base 256 to 3768 and encodes 1170 amino acids. The record is from RefSeq and is a predicted model, not a curated record.